Hydra vulgaris (swiftwater hydra) is the source of this 1900-nucleotide messenger RNA. Its product is annotated as ankyrin repeat domain-containing protein 13A. The record is from RefSeq and is a predicted model, not a curated record. Gene Ontology annotation, molecular function: protein binding. Lineage: Eukaryota; Metazoa; Cnidaria; Hydrozoa; Anthoathecata; Hydridae. Gene Ontology annotation, cellular component: cytoplasm.
CAAAUUAAAAAAUGUACAUAUAAAAACAAAUUAAAUCAUGAAAUAUGGCUGAGUUGUUUCUUCCUUUUACAAAUGAAAUAGAAAUAAAAGAGAAAUUCCCAUUGCAUUUGUGUGUAUGGAAUAACAACACUAUUGAACUAGAUAAUUUAUUAAAGUCAAAACUGUAUAAUCAUGAAGCUGUUGACCCACAUGGAAGAACACCUCUCUUGCUUGCUAUAGCAUUAGGUCAUACUGAUGCAGUGAAGAUUUUACUUAAUCACAAAUGUGAUGCAUCAGCAACUGAUAAGCAGGGUUGGAAUGCAACUCAAGAAGCUGUUGGAACUGGUGAUCCUGAGUUAUUAUCUCUUAUUAUACAACAUCGUGAACAUCAACAAUUUACUUUAAAAUCUGGUGGUAUUACUGAGAUUCUAGAAUUAUUAGAAGAGGCAGAUGAUUUUUAUGUUGAAAUGAAAUGGGAAUUUUUAAGCUGGGUUCCAUUGGUAUCAAGAAUGUGUCCUAGUGAUAGCUACAAGAUAUGGAAGAGUGGCGCAUCAGUUCGUGUUGAUACAACAUUAGCUGGCUUUGAUCAUAUGAGUUGGCAGCGCGGAAACAAAAGUUUUAUUUUUAAAGGAGGAGCUCGUUGCAGUCAUUUUUAUGAUAUUGAUCAUGAUACUAAGUCGUAUUGGAAAGAGUCAAUUAACAUAAGAGAUGAAUCUGUUAAAUUAUCUUCAUUGCGUCCUCCUGCAUCUGUAAUUAACACAAGAUUAAAUUCAGCAAAUGUGACUACUGUUCUUGAUCAUGAAAAUAUCAGUUUUACUAGGCAGAAAGGGUUUCUAGGGUUUGGUAGUGACAAGAUAGACACCAUCAAUGGUUAUCAGGCCAAAGUUUUUGCUGUGUCAGGUGUAGAAUUAGUAACUAGAACUCGUUUAGAACAUCUUACGCAAAGUGAUAUAGACAGGAUACAAGAUGAACGACAACAGGCUGAGUCACGAAUGCUAUCUAUGUUAAGUUUUAUUCAUAAAACAGAGACUGAAGAGUGCCCAAAUUCACCUGAUGUUAAAGACAUUGAUUCAAAGAAUCCAUAUUGUAUGUCAAUAGUGGAUUAUUUUAAUCCAAAACUUCACCCAAAUAAAGAUGUUGGCAGACUACGAAAAAUGACUUUAGUUAGUCAGAAAUUCUCGGCUACACUUGCACUUUCAGAUACUUUUCCUUUAUCAUUGCAAGAUCAAGUUCUCCCUGUAAUUAACCUCAUGGCGCACAGUAGUUCACAUUUUGCUAAGUUACGAGAUUUCAUUGCUCUUCAGCUACCAGCAGGUUUCCCUUUAAAAAUAGAAAUCCCCCUGUUUCGUGUAUUAAAUGCACGUGUUACUUUCAACAAUUUAAAUGGUAAAGAAAAUUGUCCUGAAGGAGUUAUUACGCUAGAUGAAAGUAAACCAAAUGAUUCCGUCAGUUCGGAUUAUGUGACAAAAUGUGUAAUUGACAAGUCAAUCUUUGAGGUUUAUAGGAACUACAGAGAUAUGGGAGUUGACACAUCUUUUCACGAUACUUAUGAUCGAGAAGAAGACGAAGAGUUGUUACAGCUAGCUAUUCAGCAAAGUCUUAUAUCAACAGAUCCGUUUGAUAAAUGUGCCCGAUCUGAAGAAUUGAAUCAAGACUAUCAUGAACUUCAGAGUAAUGAUGCCACCCUCGACUAUUUACGUGAUAAUGAUGACGAGCAACUAAGAAAAAUUCUUGAGUUGUCGGCCAAGGAAGACAAUUUGAUUGACCAACAAAUAAGAGAAGAAGAAGAGGAGCUGCAACGAGUUCUAGCUCUUUCUUUGAUUGAUACGUAGUUUUAUAACCUGAAUUUUUACAAGCAUCUUUUUAUUCGCUUAUGUUGCGAUGUUGACGUCAUAUUAUAAUUAUAAUGAUAUUGCGACAA